Musa acuminata subsp. malaccensis (wild Malaysian banana) is the source of this 1204-nucleotide messenger RNA. Its product is annotated as hevamine-A-like. Gene Ontology annotation, molecular function: chitinase activity. NCBI's taxonomy places the organism in Eukaryota, Viridiplantae, Streptophyta, Magnoliopsida, Zingiberales, Musaceae. Gene Ontology annotation, biological process: carbohydrate metabolic process. The record is from RefSeq and is a predicted model, not a curated record. Gene Ontology annotation, cellular component: extracellular region.
CCGCCUUCAUCAUCACACACUAUCCCAAGCUUGCCUUCUUUUGGUUGUGUGUACGUAGAGCAACAGCCUCAUUGGUUCGACAUGGCGAUCCGAUCACCAGCAUCGCCGCUACUACUAGCAGCGUGCUUGCUACUUGCACUCGCCGGAAGACUGCGUGCCGAACCAUGCAUUGCAGUCUACUGGGGCCAAAACGGCAACGAGGGAGGCUUACGAGAAGCCUGUGCCACCGGCUACUACAAGUACGUCCUCAUAGCCUUCCUCAACCAGUUCGGCGGCGGCCAGAUGCCACAGAUGAACCUCGCCGGCCACUGUGACCCCAACACCGGCGGCUGCACUUUCCUGAGCAACGACAUCAUCUCAUGCCAGCAGGAGUACAACGUCAAGGUGAUGCUCUCCCUCGGCGGUGGCAUCGGCAGCUACCGCCUGGUGUCCGAGGAGGAUGCCCGGGAGGUCGCCGCCUACAUCUGGGACAAUUUCUUGGGCGGCUCAUCCCCCAACCGGCCCCUCGGGGACGCCGUCUUGGAUGGCGUGGACUUCGACAUCGAGGGAGGGAGCAAAGACCACUGGGACGACCUUGCUCGCUUCUUGAACGCCUACAGCACGCCGGAGCAGAAAGUUUACCUGAGCGCGGCGCCACAGUGCCCCAAACCCGACUAUUACCUUCAAACUGCGAUCGACACCGGUCUCUUCGACUACCUGUGGGUGCAGUUCUACAACAACUACUGCCAGUACUCCCCCAGCACCGUUGACACCUUUGUUCAGGUAUGGAACCAGUGGACUUCCACGAGCGUAGGCAAGGUGUUCCUCGGACUCCCUGCUUCUCCUGCCGCAGCCGGAAGUGGCUACGUCACACCUGAUGACCUCAUAAAUAUAGUGCUUCCCCUCGUCAAGGACUCGGACAAGUACGGAGGAAUUAUGCUAUGGAGCAGAUACUAUGACGGGCUCAAUAACUAUAGUGCUCAGGUGAAGGACUACGUGUGUCCUAAUGAUGUGUCCUUUACUUCGACUAUGCGGAUUAAGCCUUUGAUGAAGGUUUGAACCGUCUCAGUGAGCUAAUCUGCUUCCUUGUUAAUGGGGACUAGGUAAGUGACUACGUAUAAUGUCUCUUAUGUACUAAGUCUCCUACGUACUACGUGUAGUAUUUCUCUCCAUCAAUAAAAUAAACAUCUAUGUCGGUGAGAUCCUCAUUUAUUUUCAUUACUAA